AUGAUUGAAGACAUGUCGUCCAUUGUUUCAAAUGAAUAUAUCGGAUAUUUUCCUAAAUUAUCUCCCAUAGCUCUUCAACAAUUUUCUACUACUAGAGUUAAUAGGGAAUUAAUACCAGUUCUUGCAUUAUUUCUAACUCAUUAUAAAGCAUUUCCAUGUGUAUUCUCGUGUUCAAAGCCCGAAUCAAAUGCUUUAUUUCACGUAUCAUCAAUUUUGAACUAUUUAAAAAAUGAAUAUGGACAUAAUGCAACUAAUGAUAUUAUUGUACAAAAAUAUCACAAUAAAUCAAAACAAUUUUUUGCUAAGAUUCGUCUCUGUAACCUUGAAAAUAGUAUUAUGAUCUAUUUCAAACAUGUAUAUACAAUUUUGGAUGUUCAAAAUCCAAAUAAAUAUUCUCCGGAUUUUUCUGAUGAUUCUUUUCUUGUAUCACAAUCUAUUUCAAUCUAUUAUCUUCCUGAACACGAUAUGAAAGUUCAAAAUAUGGCUAAAGAUUUUUUAAAAUUCUAUGUUUUUGAAUCUAAAUACUUAAAACUUAGCAUGGUUUGUCGUCAACAUUCUGCAUAUUAUUUAAGAGAAAUUCAAAUAAAAAAACCGAUGAUUUACGAUUUAGCAUUACAUUAUGGAAAAAAUUUUGUUAACAUUCAUGAAAAAAUACUUAAGGAAUGCAAUAGAAAAGAUGGCAAAGGCAUUGUUUUACUACAUGGAAUCCCCGGCUGUGGUAAAACUCAUUACAUUCGUUACUUAAUAGAAGAAAUUCAAGAAAAAAAAUUAAUUUAUAUUCCACCAGAUAUGGCUAAAGAUAUUUCAAAGCCAGAAUUUCUUCCAUUUUUGUUACAACAUCCUAAUUCUAUAUUAAUUAUUGAAGAUGCUGAAAAUAUAAUUCGUGAUCGAAAUGAAAUAACAUUAAAUGCAUCACAAGCUGUUGCUAAUUUAUUAAAUUUAUCGGAUGGUUUAUUAGGUGAUGCAAUGCAUAUGCAAAUAAUUGCAACAUUUAAUUGUGAUUUAACAAUUAUUGAUAGAGCUCUAUUACGUAAAGGACGAUUAAUUGCUGAUUAUGAAUUUGGUAAAUUGAAUGUUGAUAAUGCAAAAUUAUUGUCGAAUAAAUUAGGUUUUGCCAUGGAACAUAUUUCUGAACCAAUGACUUUAGCAGAAAUUUAUAAUCAAAAUGAAGAAAAUAAUGUUGAAAUCAUAGUUUGA
Messenger RNA from Rotaria sp. Silwood2, 1197 nucleotides. Lineage: Eukaryota; Metazoa; Rotifera; Eurotatoria; Philodinida; Philodinidae. The record is from the annotation of a GenBank genome assembly.